Molecule: messenger RNA, 3762 nt
Organism: Erythranthe guttata (spotted monkey flower)
Lineage: Eukaryota; Viridiplantae; Streptophyta; Magnoliopsida; Lamiales; Phrymaceae
Gene: SPA2
Product: SPA1-related 2
Biological process (GO): protein phosphorylation; photomorphogenesis
Molecular function (GO): protein kinase activity; ATP binding; protein binding
Source: RefSeq, a predicted model, not a curated record
UAAUUUUAUUUCCAUGGCUCACAAUUUCCCCCCUUUUCCCCUUCCUCUCUCUUAAUUCACUCUUCUCUUUCUCUCUCUACACCAUCCUUCUUCACACCAUUUAGCGAGAAGUAACUUAUUCAAUAAAUGAGAAUAUCUAACAUAGUAUGGACGAAGCAAUAGGCGACGAGGUGGCUGAACCUGUUAACGGCACACAUAUUCUAAAAAAGGAUAACGAGUUCUUAUUUAAAUCUGGGAUCCCCGACAUGCUUCAAUCAAAUGAAAUGGUUACACCUGGAACGGUCGAUUAUCCUGACAAGUCGAGAAAUCGAUUUUCAGAUGUUUUGGAUGUGAAAGAUCUGGAUAGAAUUGGUUCUUCUGAACAUGCAAGUGCCAGUCCUCACUGUAUGGAUGAUGCUGGAAUCAUGGUUGAGGAAUUGACACUGAGAAAUUACGAUGGGGAUAAGUCGAGUAUAAUGGGUGCUUCUAACAACAUCGAGCGGAUGCAAACUAGGCGAAACCAGUGGCAGAACUUGUAUCAGAUAGCUGGUGGAUCAGGUGCUAACAAUCUUCAUGGACAAACUGGGUACAAAGGAAAAGGUCAGGCAAACUCAAGUGCAUGGGAGGACAGGGACAACAAUUUCUUUCGUGGGUUAGUAGAGGAAAAUCCGCCGACGCAAAACCAUAUUCAUAAUGCUCCGUCAGAAAAUUUAUUGAGCAAUGACGAUAAAGGUUCUUCGGGUGAUAUUUUGUAUCCUUCUGGAGGCAUCCGGACAAAAGUUCUAUCAAAAUCUGGGUUUUCGGAAUACUUCGUUAAGAGUACAUUGAAAGACAAAGGAGUAUUACAUAAACGCCAAGCUGGCAGAGGAUCUGGCUCCGAGUCUGGGAACCAGGACCAUCAUCCUAAGUCUGGUUUUGGUGGUUCGCGAAAUUCUGUUGCCUCAUUAGGUUUGACUUCAAAGCCUGUUUCUGAACCAUGCGUUGCUUAUAGUUCUAGAAGUAUUAGUGAUGGAAUAAGUUUAAGAGAGUGGCUGGAAGGUGGCGGAAAGAAGGUAAAUAAAGUCCAGAAAAUGCAUAUAUUUAAGCAGGUGCUCGAUCUUGUGGAUUUCUCACAUUCUCAUGGAGUUUGCCUUCAAGACUUGAGGCCCUCUUGCUUCAAGUUGUCGGGAUCUUACCAGGUCAUGUAUCUAGGAUCUCGUGCAUCAGUCACGGAAAAUGUUAAAGAUCAAAAUGUCCGCGUAUCAAAUCAUAAAAGAAUUGAGAAGAGACCAAUGCAACAAAGCAUGCUUCCCUUGGAAAACCACUCUUUGAAGAAGCAGAAAUUAGGUGAAAAUAUGAAGUUUAUGCAAAGGUGGCCCCAAUUUCCAUCAAGGUCUGGCAUUAGAUCAGCAUUCCCAAACGUUUCCAACUUAGAUACUGCUGAAUCUCUGGAUCCUAGCAAUGAUUUAGAUGAAAGGCACAAUCCUAAGCCAGAUAUCAAGAACCACAGCAGAUUGCCUGGCCAUAGUGUGCAUAAUUCGUCACAGACAUUGCAGGGCUCUGUGAGUGUUAUGUUGGAAGAGAAGUGGUAUUCCAGCCCUGAGCUGUUCAACGAGAAGGGCUGCACUUCUGCAUCAAAUAUCUACUCGUUGGGGGUUCUUCUGUUUGAGUUACUUGGGUCAUUUGAUUCUGGAAGAUCUCAUGCUGCUGCAAUGCUUGAUUUACGCCAUAGGAUUCUUCCACCUAGUUUUCUUUCAGAGAAUCCCAAGGAAGCUGGGUUUUGCCUUUGGUUACUUCAUCCCGAACCUUCAUCACGCCCAACAACCAGAGACAUUUUGCAAUCUGAAUUCAUAAGUGGAAUUCAAGAAUUACCUGGAGGUGAAGUAAAUUUGUCUAAUGAUGAAGAAGAUGGGGAGUCAGAACUGUUGUCGUACUUUCUUUUGUCGCUAAAUGAGCAAAAACAAAAGGAUGCUUCCGAUCUAAUGAAGCAAAUCCAGUGCAUAGAAGCUGAUAUUCAAGAGAUUGAGAAACGGCGACCUAAGAAAUCACUGCUUCUAUCUUCCUCGGCUCAGGGUUCUCUUACUGCACGUGGGAGCAGCUAUAUCCAAGGUGGAAAUACAAGUGCAGAUUCAUUCUUAAAGAUGUCCCCUUUAAGUGAUAGAGAAACAAGGUUGAACAGUAAUAUCAAGCAACUUGAAAAUGCUUACUUUUCCAUGAGAUCCAACAUUCAGCUGUCAGAAAAAAAAUUAGCCACUCAUAGGGAUGGAGAACUGUUGAAAAGUCGUGAAAACUGGGGCACGAUGGAAAAGGAAGACAAGUACAGUACGGCAGAUCGUUUAGGGGGAUUUUUUGAUGGAUUGUGCAAAUACGCUCGCUACAGCAAGUUUAAAGUACAAGGAAUAAUGCGGAGUGGAGAAUUUAACAACUCGGCGAACGUGAUAUGCUCUCUCAGUUUUGACCGUGACGAAGACUAUCUAGCUGCAGGAGGUGUGUCAAAGAAGAUAAAGAUUUUUGAGUUCCAAUCUCUUUUCAACGACUCUGUCGACAUUCAUUACCCAGUUGUUGAAAUGGCGAAUGAAUCAAAGAUAAGUUGCAUUUGCUGGAAUAGCUAUAUCAGAAAUUACCUCGCUUCGACCGAUUAUGAUGGCAUAGUCAAGUUAUGGGAUGCAUCAACUGGUCAAGGGUUUUCUCAGUUCAUUGAGCACACUCAAAGGGCUUGGUCUGUUGAUUUCUCGCGUGUUGAUCCUACGAAACUAGCCAGUGGCAGUGACGAUCGUUUGGUGAAAAUUUGGAGCAUCAAUGAUAAAAAUAGUUUAUGCACGAUUAAGAACAAUGCAAAUAUCUGCAGCGUACAGUUCUCAGCUCACUCGGCUCAUCUGUUGGCUUGUACCUCUGCCGAUUACAAGACGUAUUGCUACGAUCUUCGCAACGUUUCAACACCCUGGUGCAUAUUGGCUGGUCAUGACAAAGCUGUUAGCUAUGCUAAGUUCUUGGAUGCAGGAACCCUCGUUUCUGCAUCUACAGACAACACGGUCAAGAUUUGGGAUCUAAGUAAGACGGAUUCCAAUUGUCUGUCAAGAGAUGCUUGUGUCUUGACCCUUAGAGGGCAUACCAAUGAGAAGAACUUUGUCGGCCUAUCAGUUUCUGAUGGAUAUAUAACUUGUGGUUCAGAGACAAACGAGGUGUACGCCUAUCACAAAUCUCUGCCCAUGCCAAUUACUGCCCACAAAUUCGGCUCGAUCGAUCCUGUAACUGGAAAAGAUACUGAAGAUGACAACGGACAAUUUGUUUCAAGUGUUUGCUUCAGACGUAAAUCGAAUAUGGUGGUCGCUGCCAAUUCAUCGGGGUGUAUCAAACUACUCCAGCUCGUUUAGAAACACUCUUCUCUCAUAUGUACAGGAGUAACACGAUUAGUAUUUUUUUGCUGGGUUGUGGAAAAAAAGUACGUUCUUCUGAGUUUACUGCUGAAAGACGAACGAGAAGAUGCAGGUGCAGAUGCAGGAGCUUUAUGUGAUUUAUCGGUUUCUACAAAAGUUGGUAAAUAGCUUCCUUCUGUUAGCCCGGCCACCACCAGUUUAUGCGAGUGCUGCAAUUGAAUUUUAUUGUUCAUGCAAUAAUGUUUUUGUGUGAUUGAGGUGGCAAUUUAUUUUAGCAGCAUUCUUUGUGUAUCCAAUGUGUAUAACUUAUGUGCAAGGUUAACAUAUACCCAGAUUUGUGGAUUAGCUGUUUGUAUUUGCUCUCUUAAAAUUCUUGUUCCAUGUAUACAAGUGGAAGAAAACCUUAUAGCAAUUGUUCUUUUUCUUU